Messenger RNA from Closterium sp. Naga37s-1, 2592 nucleotides. NCBI's taxonomy places the organism in Eukaryota, Viridiplantae, Streptophyta, Zygnematophyceae, Desmidiales, Closteriaceae. The record is from the annotation of a GenBank genome assembly.
AUGCCUCUUCCCCUCGUACCCGAGGCUCCUGCUGCCGAGACUGCGCCCGCCCAGUCUGCGCCUAUCGUUGCUCCUGUUGUUGCCCCGGCUACUCCGACCGCUGCUGCCGUUCCCCUAGCUCCUCCUGUUGAGCCCUCGGUGUCCGCCCUGGCGACUGGUCUUGAUCCGCCUGUUCCUGUCCCUGCCGCACCUGUUGCACCGACUGCUGCUGUCCCCGCUUUGUCGGCGCUUGCCGCUGCUUUGUCAUCGCAGGAGGCGUCCGCCACCACUGGCAUCCCGGCUCUGCUGGUUGCGCCCUUGGCGCCUGCUGUGAUGCCGGUUGCCUCGGCGGGUCAGCCGUCGCGCCCCCCCUCGCCUGACCGCCGCUCGUCUCGCCCACAUUCUCCUGCGCUCCACCAGGAGCGGGCGUCGUCACGGCGUCGGCGUGAUUUUCCUGGGCGCUACCACCAGCAGUCUCACUGGCCUGCUCACUCCGGUGGCCAUGGGGGCUGGAGGGGUCCCCGUGGGCGUGGUGGUGGUGGGGCAUACCGCCCGCCCAUGACAAUGGCGGAUCUUCAGCGGGAGGUGUCGAGGGCCGUGCGCGAGGAGAGGGCGGCGCAGAGCCAGAGCAGUUCACUGCGGGCCGCGCCGGCGCAUGUGGCUCCUCGUCAGGCUGUGCUUCCCGUGGACCUUCCGCCGGCUGCUGCACUUCCUCCUCCUGUCCUUGCCCCAUCGGCUCCUGCUCCUGCUGCCUCAGCUGCUGCUCCUGGUUCUCGUCUUCGCCUGCCGCCCGUUCCGCCGGUGGCGGGUGUGGAAUUCGUUGCCGCCGGUAGCGGAGCGGUGGGGGCGCAGUACACUCCUUAUCUUGCUGCUGAUGAGCCGCUUCCAUUCUUGGCGGUGGCACUUCAGCCCCCGCAGACCCGUUUUCCUGAGGCGACGCUCGGCCAGCUGCACCUUCUUGCGGAGAGCCUUCACGCGCUGCUGUUGAUUCAGGUGAUGGCUCACUCGUCCCUCCAUGCGAUCCCUGCUGACACGUUUCAUGACCGGCCGCGCGAGACUUGCCUGGACGCGGCGGACCAGCUCGCACAGCUGCUGGUGCCCGCGUUGGCUGCGCCCGCAGAGGGUGGCGCUGCGGCUGUGGGACAGCUUGACGAGGCUCUGCUUCACGCCCUCCGCCUCGCGCUCCUCGGUCUCGCGAUGGUGAUUGCUGGUGUGACCGAUUACUCGCCAAUGCGCGCUGGCGCUGCGUCGGUUGCGUUCGGAAAGCCGUCGUCUGCCUCCGGAGCGGGGGCCAUGGCGACGGGGUACCCGCCGCCGUCUGCUCCGAAGCCCGCGACAGUAGACGCUGAAAAGACUCCUCCCCUCGUAUCCGGGGGUCCUCACGACGUGAACGAGGCUGCGCCGUCUGCGCCGGUUGUUGCUCCUCCCGCUCCGACUGUCGCUCCUGUUCCCCCUGCUCCCGUUGUGGCGCCGACGACGGUUGCUCCUGCUGGGGAGGUUGCUGUUCCCCCUGUCCCUGUCCCUGGCGCUCCUGGUGCACCUGUCGUUUCUGUCCCCGGCGAGCUUGCGCCGGCGUCUGCUUCUUCCCCGAAGGCGGCGUCCGCCACCACUGUCGGCCCGGUCCCGAUGGUUGCGCCUCCCGGUGCGAACCUGAUGGCUCCCGCUCUGCCGCCAGCAGUCCCUGUUGGUGAGCCGUCUCGUCCCCCGUCGCCUGACCGCCGUCUCUCCCGGCCCCAUUCUCCAGCGCCCCAACAGGAGCGCGAGACGUCGCGGCGCCGGCGCAACUCCCCUCGGUGCUACCAGCAGCAGGCCCAGUGGCCCGCUCACCCGGGUGGCAAUGGGGGCUGGAGGGGUCCCCACGGGCGUGGUGGCGGCGGGAGGUAUCGUCCGCCCGUGACAAUGGCGGAUCUUCAGUGGGAGGUGUCCCGGGCCGUGCGCGAGGAGAGGGCGGUGCAGAGCCAGAGCAGUUCGCUGCGGGCUGCGCCAGCGCCCGUGGCUCCUCGUGCGACUGUGCCUCCUGUGGUCCUUCCGCCGGCUGCUCCACUUCCUCCGCCUGUCCCCGCCCCGUCAGCUCCCUCUCCUUUUGUAGCGGCGCCAGCUCCCGGCUCUCGUCUGCAUCUGCCGCCGGUUCCGCCUGUUGCGGGGGUGGAGUUUGUGGCCGCGGGUGGUGGUGCGGCAGCGGCUCAGUAUGCAGCUGAUGAGCCGCUCCAGUUCCUGGCGGAGGCGCUUCAGCCUCCGCAAACGCGUGUUCCUGAGUCGACUCUCGGUCAGCUCCACCGCCUCGCAGAGAGUCUCCACGCGUUGUUGCUGAUACAAGUCCUUGCUCACGCCUCACUCCAUGUGGUCCCUCCUGAGACGUUCCGCGACCGUCCGCGCGAGACCUGCUUGGAUGCGGCGGACCAGCUCGCAGUGCUGCUGGCGCCCGUGCUGGCUGCGCCCGCGGAGGGUGGCGCUGCUGCUGCGGGACAGCUGGACGAGGCUGUCCGGAGCUUGAGGCGGCAUUUGCGCGCAGGAUCUGGAGCCGCGGCGAUCGGCGCAAGCACGCUAGUGGUCCGGGAGCUGUGGCGCUCCCUGACGGGCGUUCUUCACGCCCUUGGAGCUCACCGCAUGUAG